AUGACUAUCACGAUCACCGUUGAGAAGGAUGGAUACUACGAGGUCAAUGGGGCCCGGCAAGAGCCUACUGUAUCUCUUUAUGUGAUUCCUGCAGCUUCCAAGUUGCGUCGGAUGCUCAAAGACACCAAAGACCUCAUCGUGUGUCCUGGGGUGUAUGAUGGUCUCUCCGCUCGCAUCGCAAUGGAAGUUGGCUUCAAGGGACUUUAUAUGACUGGUGCAGGAACCACCGCUUCACGCCUGGGAAUGGCGGAUCUCGCUCUAGCGCAACUCCACGACAUGAAGACCAACGCUGAGAUGAUCGCAAACUUGGAUCCCUUUGGUCCCCCGUUGAUUGCAGACAUGGACACCGGCUAUGGAGGUCCCUUGAUGGUAUCAAAGGCUGUUCAGCAGUACAUUCAGGCUGGUGUGGCUGGUUUCCAUAUUGAAGAUCAGAUCCAGAACAAACGUUGUGGGCAUCUUGCAGGCAAGAAAGUCGUUGGCCUGGAAGAGUACCUCACACGUAUUCGUGCCGCCAAGUUGACCAAGGAUCGUUUGCACUCGGACAUCGUUCUAAUUGCACGAACCGAUGCACUUCAACAGCAUGGUUAUGAAGAGUGUAUCCGCCGGCUGAAAGCUGCAAGGGAAAUUGGAGCGGACGUCGGACUGCUUGAAGGUUUUACCUCGAAAGAGCAAGCUCAACAAGCUGUGCAGGACCUGGCUCCCUGGCCUCUUCUUCUCAAUAUGGUGGAGAAUGGAGCCAGUCCCCUGAUCACUACGAAAGAAGCUGAAGAGAUGGGCUUCAGAAUCAUGAUCUUUUCUUUUGCCACGAUCACCCCAGCUUAUCAAGGUAUCAAGGCCACUCUACAACGGCUUAAGACGGAAGGAGUUGUCGGCACACCGGAGGGGCUAGGGCCAAAGACAAUCUUUGAUGUCUGCGGGUUGAUGGAUGCCAUGAAGAUUGACACAGAAUCCGGAGGUAAUGGCUUUAUUGAUGGUGUCUAA
Molecule: messenger RNA, 981 nt
Organism: Penicillium soppii
Lineage: Eukaryota; Fungi; Ascomycota; Eurotiomycetes; Eurotiales; Aspergillaceae
Product: isocitrate lyase/PEP mutase family protein
Exons: 3
Coding region: 1-981 (326 amino acids)
Molecular function (GO): catalytic activity
Source: RefSeq, a predicted model, not a curated record